Cannabis sativa is the source of this 985-nucleotide messenger RNA. RefSeq names its product endochitinase EP3. The coding region runs from base 70 to 807 and encodes 245 amino acids. Gene Ontology annotation, biological process: chitin catabolic process; carbohydrate metabolic process; cell wall macromolecule catabolic process. Lineage: Eukaryota; Viridiplantae; Streptophyta; Magnoliopsida; Rosales; Cannabaceae. Gene Ontology annotation, molecular function: chitinase activity; chitin binding. The record is from RefSeq and is a predicted model, not a curated record. The transcript has 2 exons.
AGCCUAACCCUAAAAGUGAGAAUACUACUACUAAGCCUAACCCUUUUAGCUAUUCUGGCUGCAAGUGUGAUGGCUCAAACACCAUGUGGAUCAAAGACAUGUGCCCCUGGUGAAUGUUGUAGCAAAUUCGACUUCUGCGGUCGUGGGACUGAGUAUUGUGGUGCAAAUUGCAAAGCAGGCCCCUGCACAACAAAUGGUGUUUCGGUGGCUAACAUUGUGACACAACAAUUCCUCACUCAGAUAAAGAACAAGGCUGCUGCUCCAAACUGUCCCAACCAGAACUUCUACACUCGAGAGGCUUUUCUCAAUGCUCUAAACUCAUACCCUCGUUUCGCCACAACUGGCUCCCUUGAUGAUUCAAAACGUGAGAUUGCAGCCUUCUUUGCUCAUGUGACUCACGAGACUGGCUAUUUUUGCUUCAAGGAAGAAACUGGAAACCAAAAUGAAAAGUAUUGUGAUCCAAGAACUGCAUGCAACCCUAAUAAGAGAUACAAUGGGCGUGGCCCACUCCAACUGACAUGGAACUACAACUAUUUAGCAGCCGGGAAAGCUAACAACUUCGACGGGAUAAAUUCCCCUGAAACAGUGGCCAAUGAUCCUGUCAUUUCGUUUAAAGCAGCUUUGUGGUUCUGGAUGGAGAAUGUUAGUCCUGUUGUAAGCCAAGGCUUUGGAGCAACCAUUCGAAAAAUCAAUGGUGUUGUUGAAUGUGAUGGUAAAGACCGCCCCAAAGUUCAAGCUAGGGUCGACUUGUACCGCAACUAUUGCCAGCAAUUUGGUGUUGAUGCUAGAAAUAAUCUCUUCUGCUAGGUUCUUUACUUGUUGAAACUGCUUAACUAAAUAAAAGAAAGGCACAUAGAGCUUCUAAAAUAUGCUAUAUAUAAGUCACAGUAUAAUUUCUUAUAAUAUUGUAUUCCUCUGAUCAACUACUAGGAGUGAUCACUUCUAUCUACCUAAGGAAGAAAUAAAGAGCAGAUAAUUCUCACCA